AUGGGACUCGGAGAUUUCGUUAAGGACAAGGUCAACCAGGCCGCUGACAACUUCGGCAACAACAACAACCGAAACAACAACGACUCGUACGGAUCUUCCAACAACGACUCGUAUGGAUCUUCUAACAACGACUCGUACGGAUCUUCUGGCCGAAACAACAACGACGACUCGUACGGCUCGUCUAACAAGAAAUCCGACUCCUACGGCUCCUCCAACAAUGACUCGUACGGCUCCUCCAACGACGACUCGUAUGGAUCUUCCAACAAGAAAUCCGACUCCUACGGCUCCUCCAACAACGACUCGUACGGAUCUUCCAACAAGAAGUCCGACUCGUACGGAUCCUCUAACAACGACUCUUACGGAUCUUCCAACUCGGACUCCUUCGGCUCUUCCGGACGAAACAACAACUCGGACUCGUACGGCUCCUCCAACUCGGACUCCUUCGGCUCUUCCGGACGAAACAACAACUCUGACUCGUACGGCUCUUCCAACUCGGACUCCUUCGGCUCUUCCGGACGAAACAACAACUCUGACUCUUACGGCUCUUCUGGACGAGAUAACUCGGACUCGUACGGCUCUUCCAACUCGGACUCCUUCGGCUCCUCUGGCCGAAAGAACAACUCUGACUCCUUUGGAUCCUCCAACUCUGACUCCUUUGGAUCUUCCGGUCGAAACAACGACUCGUACGGAUCCUCCAACUCUGACUCGUACGGCUCUUCCGGUCGAAACAACGACUCUUACGGCUCUUCUGGCCGAAACAACGACUCUUACAACAACGAUGACUACUAA
Molecule: messenger RNA, 789 nt
Organism: Yarrowia lipolytica CLIB122
Lineage: Eukaryota; Fungi; Ascomycota; Dipodascomycetes; Dipodascales
Source: RefSeq, a predicted model, not a curated record